Molecule: messenger RNA, 2790 nt
Organism: Melospiza georgiana
Lineage: Eukaryota; Metazoa; Chordata; Aves; Passeriformes; Passerellidae
Gene: SLU7
Product: SLU7 homolog, splicing factor
Exons: 16
Coding region: 56-1798 (580 amino acids)
Biological process (GO): mRNA splicing, via spliceosome
Cellular component (GO): spliceosomal complex
Molecular function (GO): pre-mRNA 3'-splice site binding
Source: RefSeq, a predicted model, not a curated record
UGCGCGCGGCCGCGGUGCAUUGUGGGACAGAGCUGCGGCCUGGAUAAAAGCCAAAAUGGCCUCAGGUGCGGUAGCGAACGCCCCUCCUGCAGGAGGAGCAAAUGAUGUGAGCCUGGAGGAACCGAAGAAGAUGACGAGGGAAGAUUGGAGGAAAAAGAAAGAAUUAGAAGAACAGAGAAAACUGGGGAAUGCACCUGCUGAAGUGGAUGAAGAGGGAAAAGACAUCAACCCUCAUAUUCCUCAGUACAUCUCCUCAGUGCCAUGGUACAUAGAUCCUUCCAAGAGACCCACACUAAAGCAUCAGAGACCUCAGCCAGAGAAGCAGAAGCAGUACAACUCCUCUGGGGAUUGGUACAAACGAGGGGUUCAGGAGCACGCCGUGGCCACGCGGUACCGCAAGGGAGCCUGCGAGAACUGCGGGGCCCUGACUCACAAGAAGAAGGAUUGCAUGGAGAGACCCAGGAAAGUUGGAGCAAAAUACACAGGCAUGAACAUUGCCCCAGAUGAGCACGUGCAGCCCCAGCUGAUGUUUGACUACGAUGGGAAGCGAGACAGGUGGAAUGGGUACAACCCAGAGGAGCACAUGAAAAUUGUGGAGGAGUACUCCAAGGUUGAUUUGGCCAAACGUACUCUGAAAGCCCAGAAGCUUCAGGAGGAGUUGGCAUCAGGGAAGCUGGAGCAAGUGAACUCCCCAAGACACCAGUGGGGAGAAGAGGAAUCAAAUUCACAGACAGAAAGAGAUCAUAACAGUGAAGAUGAAGAUGAAGACAAGUAUGCAGAUGACAUUGACAUGCCUGGGCAGAACUUUGACUCGAAGAGACGCAUCACAGUCCGAAAUCUGCGCAUUCGGGAGGACAUUGCCAAGUACUUGAGGAAUCUAGAUCCAAACUCUGCUUAUUAUGAUCCCAAAACAAGAGCAAUGAGGGAGAACCCUUAUGCAAACACGGGCAAGAAUCCAGAUGAAGUUGGGUAUGCAGGUGACAACUUCGUUCGCUACACAGGCGACACCAUUUCCAUGGCACAGACCCAGCUGUUUGCCUGGGAGGCUUAUGACAAAGGCUCUGAAGUUCAUCUUCAAGCAGACCCUACAAAAUUAGAACUCCUCUAUAAAUCUUUCAAAGUGAAAAAAGAAGAUUUUAAGGCACAGCAGAAAGAAAGCAUCCUAGAGAAGUAUGGAGGCCAAGAACAUUUAGAUGCCCCCCCAGCUGAACUUCUGUUGGCUCAAACAGAAGAUUAUGUGGAGUACUCUAGGCAUGGAACAGUCAUCAAAGGACAGGAGAAAGCUAUUGCUUGUUCUAAGUAUGAAGAGGAUGUGAAGAUCAACAACCAUACAUGCAUUUGGGGUUCAUACUGGAAGGAAGGCAAGUGGGGUUACAAGUGCUGCCACUCCUUUGUCAAGUACUCCUACUGUACAGGAGAAGCUGGGAAGGAAAUUGCUAAUACAGAGGCAAGUUUAAUGGAGGAGCAGCCUGAGGAGGCAGAGCACAUGACAAAACCCAAAACACUGAUGGAGAUCCACCAAGAGAAACAGAAAGAGAAGAAAAAGAAGAAGCACAAGAAGAGCUCAAACUCUGACAGUGAGGGUGAAGAGAAAAAGAAGCAAGAAAAACUAAAAAAGGCUCUAAAUGCUGAAGAGGCUCGACUUCUCCACAUCAAAGAAAUCAUGCAGUUAGAUGAGAGGAAGAGGCCAUACAACAGCCAGUAUGAAACCAGGGAGCCCACAGAAGAGGAGAUGGAGGCUUACAGAAUGAAAAGGCAGAGACCUGAUGACCCCAUGGCCUCUUUCCUUGGGCAGUAGUCACAGGAGGCACCAUUCCAGUACAGGAGACUUUUUCCAGUUGUUUACAGCUCUCUAUAGACACUUGCACUGUCUAAAAUGGCAGAAACCUUUCUGUGCUCUGAAGAAAUUUGUGAAAACUUCUUUCAGCAGACAUGAGCAGUCUAGGUCUUACUGGAGUUCUGUAAAUGUGUGUGUAUGUAUACAAAUACAGGCACAUAUACACACAUAUGUAUACACAUAUAUGUAUAGAUUAAAUAAAUGUAUAUUUAUAGAUUAAAUAAAUUCACCCACUCUGUAAGAUCUUGAAGGAGAUUUGACUGAAAUCCUAGAUUUAUUUGGCCAACUACUAUGUAUAUAUUUAUAUAUUUGGCUAACUAAUGCAUAAAGUUGUGAUACAGUAAAACUGACUAGUCAGGAGAAAUGGUCAGCAGGUGUCAAUAUAGAACAAAAACUGUUGACAAAAUUUGGCACAACUACUACUAGAGGUUCUUACUUGUAAAUCCUGUAUCAUGACUAAAAAAUACAUAGUUUCUUGAUCACUUUGCAGUAAGUACCUAGGAAAUGUAAAAGUUAAUUGCUUUGUUCUGGUUAAAUCAGAUAAAGAUAUUAAGUGUGUCUAGCCUUUUAAAAGAAAGGGUUGAGAGAAACUGACUGUAGAGCUUUUAAAUUCCAAUUGUUUCUUCAGAUGUAUUUUCACAGAAAUUACAGUUGUAAAGAUCUGUGUUCUUGGGUUUCCUUUUGAUAACAGUGUGCUAUUCCAUGGUGUGACAGCAAGAGUCAGGCUGUAAUCCCCUGUGAGAACCUGAAGCAGCAUCUGCUUUGGUUUGGCAAUGUUAGUCCUUAAACUGGGAAUUUUCCCCUUUUAACUGAUUAAAAGUUGAAGAACUGGGUGCAAAACUGCACAGCAUGACUUCAGAGUUGGAAGGCUUGGGAAUUACUUCUGUUGAGGCUUAAACUGUUUCCAAUGAAAAACUGCUCUUUUCCACAAAUAAUUAUAUACAAAAAACAUA